Molecule: messenger RNA, 1224 nt
Organism: Phytomonas sp. EM1
Lineage: Eukaryota; Euglenozoa; Kinetoplastea; Trypanosomatida; Trypanosomatidae
Source: the annotation of a GenBank genome assembly
AUGCCUGUUUCGCUGUGGUGGUGGGCGGCAUGCCGUGCUUUCCAGGGAGUAAUGUACGUGGUUGCCCUUUUUAUCCCCUGGCGGCGUCCUGAGCUUCUGAAAGGACCCGGUGCGAUCAGCAAACUUCCUGCCUUUAUCAAAGGCAAACGUCUGCAACGGGGUCUGAUCGUGACCGACGGUGUCCUCAUGCGCCUCGGCCUCCUCGACUCCUUCAUCAGUGGGAUGAAGGAUGAGGGGCUGGAGGUUUUUAUCUACCAAGGCGUGACCCCCAAUCCGACCGAAGAGGAGGUUGAGGAGGGGCUGAAACAGUAUUUGGAUAACCAAUGCGAUCACAUUAUCGGUUUCGGCGGUGGCAGUCCCAUCGACUGCGCGAAAUUGGUCGGAGCACGCGUGGUGCGACCGAACAAGACGGUUAAGCAGAUGGGUGGAGUCUUCAAGGUGCUGCGGGAGCUACCACCCCUUUUUGCGGUGCCCACGACAGCCGGCACAGGAACGGAGUGCACGCUGGGCGCCGUUGUGGUCGAUACCAAAGCCAAGGAGAAGUACCCAGUUGAGGACCCCUCUCUGUUCCCCCACUAUGCGGUGCUGGAUCCGUGUCUUACUCUCACACUACCCAAGUUUGAUACCGCCGCAACCGGCAUGGAUGCGCUGAGCCACGCCGUCGAGGCUUAUGUAAAUAUAUUACAGACCGAGCAAACGGAGCGUGACGCCAUCACGGCGGUGAAACUUGUUUUCGAGAAUCUUCGCAAUGCGUACAACGAUGGCAGCGACCUUGAAGCUCGUACGAAAAUGAUGGACGCUUCGUAUAUUGCAGGGCUUGCCUUCACACGUGCAUACGUGGGCUACGUUCACGCGAUUUCACACACGCUUAGCGGGCUGUACGACUUGCCGCAUGGAUACGCCAACGCCGUGCUUCUUCCACCUGUUCUUGAGGCAUACGGCCCUCCCGCGCACCGCCGUCUAGCCAAUCUGGCCGAGGCCAUCGGUAUUUCCAAAGGCAAUGACGCCGAACGCGCUCAGAAGUUUAUUCAGGCCAUCAGAGACCUUAACGCGGCACUGGACAUCCCGGAAACGAUGUCAUGGAAAGAAGAAAAACACGUGAUCAACAAGGAUGAUAUUCCAUUAAUGGUAUCCCGCGCUCUCAGUGAAGCUAACCCGCUGUACCCUGUACCGACUAUUCUCGGCGCGGAGGAGUUAAUAGAAAUCAUAAAACAAAUCAUGUGA